Molecule: messenger RNA, 6118 nt
Organism: Punica granatum (pomegranate)
Lineage: Eukaryota; Viridiplantae; Streptophyta; Magnoliopsida; Myrtales; Lythraceae
Source: RefSeq, a predicted model, not a curated record
GAGAUCCGACCCCGAGCAAGUAGAGAAGAAAGAGAGAGAACAGAAAGGGAGAUGACUAUGAAGCUCACCCUCCCCAGUAGGCUAUGGAGCUCGACCUCGAUUCCUUCCUCAACUCUCGCCCCGAUGUUGACGCCGACGAUGCCGACGACGAUGAUGGCAAUUCGACGUCUUUCCCUUGCCGGACCGUCGACGAAAUCCUCAAUGACUCCCUCUCCGAUUCCUCGUCUUCUUCUCCUGCUGGUUCUCGUCCAUCAUCCCCUGUCCCGUCCUUCUCAACUCCGCAGGAAGAUGAUGCCGUCUCCGUCAGGUCAACUGAAUCGCUCAAGCUUCCUCCAUCAGAUGCCGGAAAGUCCGUUUCUUCGAGUUUCCAUCGGAGGCCGUCCCGCGGUGUGGAUACCUUCCCUCGUUUCAGGCCUCCCGAUCACGUUCGGAGGUCCCUUCCUGCUGCUUCCGGACAAGCUCCGGCCUCUCGUCAGCUGCCACCGCUUUUCGGGGGAGUGAGAUCGAGUGCCAAGCCUGGGGCUGCUCUUGCAGCCGCUGCGGCGGCUUCUCGCACUGUCCCGACCCCUCAUGCUGCCGCCAUCAAGUCGAGGAGGGCUCUACUUGGGCGUCUUUCUUCUGAUGCCUCCGAUCAUCUCCGCUCCUCUUCCUCGUCUGCUUCUUCUUCUUCUUCGAAUGAGAUUUCUUUAGAUUCUGCGAGGAUUCUGGAUGAAAGACUCGGUGUUCGCGAUGACAGAUUGCUAUUGCAGGAUGAACAUGAGGGCGGAGAAAAUGACAGCUUCAGCGAUUUUCAUUCUGCUUCGGGAGAUGGUUUCAGCACCAGAGAAUUGCCUCCCAGUGUGGAUACAGAAGCUGAAUCUCGUGAACCCGAGGAGAAGGAGAAGGAGAAGGAUAUGAGUUCACCACCACUUGCCCCUGAAGAUUUGGCUGCUGCUGCCAGGAUCAGUACCUCUUCGACCCAUGCCGAGGAUUCCGGCAAAUAUGACACUUUAGCUCUUACUCCAGCUGCUACUGUCUCGCACUCGGAAGAAAUGGGUUCGGAGGGGGAGGAGGAGGAGGAGGAGGAGGAAGAGAACGACGAGGAGGAGGAAGUGGUUGGUGACUCUGGAGACAAGGACCCUGAAAUUGAUGAACUGGUGGAAGAGAGGAUUGGGAGAAUCGGGCAGUCAGAUAUCAAGAGGACGAGUGAGAAGAAACCUGAGAAGGUGAAGCCGCUUGAAUUGGCUGAACAGGCUGAGAGAAGGCAGGCGUCCACGGCUUUGCACUGGGAAGAGGGCGCAGCUGCUCAGCCAAUGAGGCUGGAGGGGGUGCGGAGGGGCUCCACGACAUUGGGCUAUUUUGACAUUAAUGCCGAAAAUGUCAUCACACGAACCCUUUCCUCUCAAGCAUUUAGGCGAGAUCAUGGCUCUCCCGAGGUCUUGGCUGUCCAUGGUAACUACAUUGCUGUCGGCAUGUCGAGAGGAAUCAUUAUCCUGCUGCCCUCAAAAUACUCUCCCCAUCAGCCCGACAAUAUGGAGGCCAAGAUGACGAUGCUUGGUUUGCAAGGAGACCGCUCUUAUGCUGCGGUAACUUCACUGUCUUUCAAUCAUCAAGGUGAUCUGCUUUUAGCUGGAUAUGGUGAUGGCCAUGUAACACUUUGGGAUGUGCAAAGAGGAUCAGCUGCAAAAGUUAUUACUGGAGAGCAUACAGUACCUGUGGUACAUGCAUUCUUUCUGGGGCAGGACUCCCAAGUUACUCGUCAAUUUAAAGCAGUUACCGGGGAUAGUAAUGGCCUUGUUCUGUUACAUUCAUUCUCGGUGGUCCCUUUGCUUAAUAGAUUCUCCAUUAAGACACAGUGUCUACUUGAUGGUUUGAAGACUGGGACAGUGCUUUCAGCUUCACCACUUAUUUUUGAUGAAUUUUUUGGAGGUGCUUUGCUAUCUUCUCAUGGAAACAACAGUGGUUCAAGUAGUACUAUUGGCGGGGCGGAUACUGGUUGGAAACUCUUCAAUGAAGGCACUUCUUUUGUUGAGGAAGGUGUGGUCGUAUUUGUCACCCACCAAACUGCGCUGGUGGUUAGACUCAGCCCUGCUCUAAAAGUUUAUGCAACACUUCCUAAGCCAGAUGGGGUUCGGGAGGGAUCCAUGCCUUAUACUGCCUGGAAAUGCACUACACAAGCAUGUGCCCCUGCCAGUGAAACAAAUCCGGAAGGAGCAGCUGAUAGAGUUUCAUUACUUGCUAUUGCUUGGGACCGGAAAGUUCAAGUUGCGAAGCUAGUCAACUCUGAAUUGAAAGUCUAUGGCAACUGGUCCCUUGAUAGUGCAGCCAUAGGAGUCGCCUGGUUGGAUGAUCAGAUGCUUGUGGUUCUCUCAUUGACAGGACAACUCUGGCUUUUUGCAAAGGAUGGAACUGUUAUUCACCAAACGAGUUUUGCUGUUGAUAAUCUUAGAGGAGAUGAUCUCAUAUCAUAUCAUACACACUUCAUUAAUAUAUUCGGGAACCCCGAGAAAGCUUAUCACAACUCUGUAGCUGUUAGAGGGGCUUCUGUGUACAUCCUUGGACCCAUGCAUCUUCUUAUUUCUCGCCUCCUUCCAUGGAAGGAAAGAAUUCAAGUUUUGCGAAAAGCAGGGGAUUGGAUGUGUGCCUUGAACAUGGGAAUGACACUCUAUGAUGGCCAAGCUCAUGGUGUCAUUGAUCUUCCUAGGACAUUGGAUGCUGUACAAAGUGCUAUCAUGCCUUACCUGGUGGAGUUGCUUUUGUCAUAUGUAGAGGAGGUUUUUUCUUAUAUUUCAGUGGCAUUUUGCAAUCAGAUUGAGAAAGUACAGCAGGUGAAUGACCACAGUAGUAGAAGCAGUUCAGUGCAAAAUGACAUAAAAGAGCAAUUCACACGGGUUGGUGGUGUUGCUGUUGAGUUUUGUGUUCAUAUCAAGAGAACGGACAUCCUUUUCGAAGAAAUAUUCUCCAAAUUUGUUUCUGUUAAUCAUAGAGAUACAUUCUUGGAGCUUUUGGAGCCUUAUAUAUUGAAGGACAUGCUUAGUUGUCUACCUCCUGAGAUAAUGCAAGCACUGGUAGAACAUUACAGUGGCAAAGGUUGGUUACAACGAGUUGAACAAUGUGUCCUUCACAUGGACAUAUCAUCGUUGGAUUUCAACCAGGUGGUAAAGUUAUGCCGUGAGCAUGGACUGUACUGUGCAUUGGUGUAUCUUUUCAAUAGAGGCCUGGAUGAUUUCAGGUCUCCUUUAGAGGAAUUGUUGGUGGUCUUACGGAAUAGUCAAAGGGAAAGUGCUGUUCCCCUUGGGUACAAGAUGCUUGUUUACCUGAAAUAUUGCUUCACGGGUUUUGCCUUUCCACCAGGACAUGGAAAUCUUCCUGGAACACGCCUGCCCUCUCUUAGAGCAGAACUUGUACAGUUUCUUUUGGAAGAAUCUGAAGCUUCUACUUCAUCCAGCGAUAGACCUUACCUUAAUCUGUAUCAUCUCUUAGAAUUAGAUACUGAAGCGACUUUAGAAGUUUUGAAAUGUGCUUUUGCGAAGGAUGAAACUCAAGCACCUGAUAUCUCUCUAUCUGAUUCAGCCAAUCAACUUGUGGGGACAGAAAGUGAGUUCGUGGCUGGAGGUUUGAAACUGAUACAGGAAGUGGUAGAUGCUCUGGUUUGUAUUCUUAAUAAGGACAUCAGCCAGAUGCAUGAAUAUCGUAAUGAUGAUGACAAAGUAGCGGAUGCAUGGCCUUCACUAGAUGACAUGGGAUACCUGUUUGAGUUUAUUGCUUAUUUUAUUUCUCGUAAGUGGGCUAAGGUCUCUAGAGAUGUACUGACACGGAUUUUGGAGCACUUGACAUCCGAUAACCUUGUCUCUGCUGAAGUCCCCGAGAACAAAGAGGAAUUGUUGAAAAAGAGGGAGAAGCAGGUCCUUUCACUUCUUGAAACGCUGCCUGAGAGUGAUUGGGAUGCAGCUUAUGUUUUAAACAUGUGUGAGAAUGCGCAGUUUUUUCUGGUUUGCGGCUUCAUACACACCAUGCAAAACCAUCAUCUUGCUGCCUUAGAUAGUUACAUGAAGGAUGUGGAUGAACCUGUUCAUGCCUUUGCCUUCAUCGACAGUGCUAUAUCACUGCUCAAUGAGGCUGAUGGUACUGCUUUUCGGUCAGCAGUUAUUUCUCGAAUUCCAGCUCUUGUUGACCUGAGCAGGGAAGCCGCAUUCUUCUUGGUCAUUGAUCACUUCAACUCUCAGAGUGAACGGAUUCUCUCUGAGCUUGAACACUACCCAAGUAGCCUUUUUCUUUAUUUGAAGACAGUUGUUGAAGUUCACCUCUCUGGAUCCCUUGACUUCACACAUUUGACAAAAAGUGACAUGGCGAAUUUUCCUAAUGGGGGAAGUGGAAAUGUUCACAUGAAAAGACUAAAGGAUUAUUUGAAGAAAGUCUUUGACUUCCCUAGAUUCUUACGCAACAAUCCUAUUGAUGUAACUGAUGAUAUGGUUGAGCGUUACCUGGAGCUAUUAUGUCAAUACGAGCGCAACUCAGUCCUGAAGUUUUUGGAGACUUUUGAUAGCUAUAGGGUGGAGCAUUGUCUGCGUCUUUGCCAGGAAUAUGGUAUUACAGAUGCUGCUGCAUUCUUGUUAGAAAGGGUUGGUGAUGUGGGAAGUGCUCUCUUACUUACUCUUUCCAGCCUCAAUGACAAAUUCGCAAAGCUUGAUAUUGUUGUGAGUGAAGCCAUGUCUGGGAUGAAAUCAAGUAAUUCUGGUCGCUCAAAACUUUUGGGUACUAUUUUGAAAACGAAGGAGGUGGAAGACAUUCUUCAGAUAUUGAAUGCAUGUGUUGGGUUGUGCCAGCGGAACACCCCUAGGUUGAAUCCCGAGGAGUCAGAAAUACUCUGGUUUAGACUGCUUGAUUCGUUUUGCGAACCAUUGAUGGGUUUGUCAAAUGGUGAAAAAAUCGCAGAAGAGGAUCAUGUUGGAACACUUGCUGAACCCUUGGGCUCUAUAGAUGAUGAGGGACCCUUGAUCAGGUGGAGGAUUUCGAAGUCUCAUAGAGGUGCUCGUAUUUUCAGGAAGUUGUUCUCUCGGUUCAUCAAAGAGAUCGUUGAAGGAAUGAUAGGAUAUGUACGGCUUCCAACUAUUAUGUCUAAGCUUCUCUUGGAUAAUGGUAAUCAGGAGUUUGGUGAUUUUAAACUUACCAUACUAGGGAUGCUUGGAACAUAUGGCUUCGAAAGAAGAAUUCUGGACACGGCUAAAUCCUUGAUAGAGGAUGAUACCUUUUACACCAUGAGCUUACUUAAGAAAGGAGCAUCGCAUGGGUAUGCCCCAAGGAGCCAAGUGUGUUGCAUAUGUAAUUGCCCGUUAACAAGGGGGUCGUUUGGCUCUACCAUUCGUGUCUUUAACUGUGGGCAUGCGACUCAUGCUCAGUGUGAAUCUGUUGAGAUUGGAGCCUCCAGCAAGGGUACUCCUUCUGGGUGCCCGAUUUGUCUGCCCAAGAAAAGUGAGAAGUUGAGAAGUAAAUCUGCCUUCGGAGAGGAUGGUCUAGUUAGGAAGACGUCAUCAAGGCGUGCAAGGACCGAAGGCUCCACUAGUGUUGGUGCACAUGAGAAUCAUAACGAUAUAGUGGACACUUCUUACGGGAUCCAGCAAAUAUCAAGGUUUGACCUCUUGGCCAAUCUUCUAAAAGACCACGGACCGAUCCAGAUUGAGAACUUGCCUCCUCUGAGGCUUGCACCUCCUGCUCUCUACCAUGACAAGGUUAAGAAAGGGGUCGACCUUUUGGCUGGGGAGAGCAGCAUUGAUCCAUCAAAGAUGGAGAGACCGACUGGGAGCAAUAGGCAGUUUAAGGAGCUAAGGGUGAAGGGUUCAUCAAUUCGAUUCCCAUUGAAGUCCAGCAUAUUCGGAAAGGAGAGGACCAGGCAGCAAUGACGCAAAGACAAAAACCGUGGGACUCUGACCUGUUCAACCUUGCAGUGCUAUUUGCCUGAAGGCUAAUCUUGUAGAUAUUUGUAUCGGUUCGAAUUCUUCUGUAUGUAGAGGUAGGGUAGAAGUUUUUGUAUCGGUAUCGGAUAGUUGUGAUAGGCUGCUCCUUGUAAACAAGAGCAGAGGGAUCAAUCAAAUCCAUAAAACCCGGGAAUAAAUUAAUGAGAAAUUUUGAUUAUGGCAUG